CAUUCGUGCCGCCAGCGAGCCAGGCCAGGCCGGAGGAUGACGUCAUGGCUCUUGUGCGGAAGCAAGCAGCAUAUCGCGCCGCCAGGCCAGCGAGCAGCAGGCAAGCAGCAGCGCUAGUUGCAGGCCAGCGCACCGGAGAGGUCCGAGCCAAGCGUAGACGGGGGGUAUUUCCCCUUGGCAUGCUCCCCCGUAGCACUGUCGAAAUUUCGUCGCUGCUUGCGGUUUCGUUACGCCGAUGCCGUGCCGCCACCGUGGACCAUUUGUGAGCGGCAGGGCGUGACGAGAGCGUCGGUUGAAGGAGCGUGUGUGUUGUGUGGUGGUGGCGUGCCGCUGUGGUGCGAUCUGUCGGGAACCUCCGCGCAAGCACGGACGACUUCGCCGAGACCUGACCCCUUCGUCUUCGGCAUCGCUUCACCCGCUUCUUAGAGACUGUUGUGUGACGUUUGCUCUCUUCGAAUCGUCGUGGUGUUGUGCGGUGCGUCCACGGCUGGGGCUACGUACUGCGAGCAUCUAGCGGGCCGCGUGUUUUAUAUUUUUUGUUUUCGAGGCUCCUCUGACCGGUGUAAAGGAGGGGGGUGAUAUCCCCUCCUUAUUGUGCGUCCUUGCCUUCUCCUUCGAUCCCCGUCUCGUCGGUGGUGUUUCUUCCCAACGGUGGCACGAUGACGAAAUGACAAGACGAGACGGAUACUGAAGCAAGUUGCCGGUGCCGCGGUACCCUGGCACGUCAAGCCGCGCCGGUUUGAGCGGAGGGGCCCGUCCAAGCGGCGGCUCUUCACUAGUGGAAAGAUGGGUGCCUUCCUGGACAAGCCCAAGGUGGAGAAGCACACUGAGGGUGGACAGGGCAAUGGGCUGCGCUACGCACUGGCCAGCAUGCAGGGCUGGCGCGUCGAGAUGGAGGACGCCCAUUGCGCCAUGGUAGGGCUGCCCUGCGGCCUCGACCGAUGGAGCUUUUUCGCCGUCUUCGACGGGCACGCGGGCGCUCGCGUCUCGGCCCACUGCGCCCAAAACCUGCUGGACGCCAUCAUCCAGACGGACGAGUUUGCCCAGACGGUGGCCGCCGCCACCGACGUCGGCGAGGUCAAGCUUGCGGAGCGAGUGGCCACGGGCAUCCGCCGUGGCUUUCUCUGUCUCGACGACCAGAUGCGUGCCCUGCCCGAGGUGGCCUCGGGAGAGGACAAGAGCGGCUCGACUGCCGUCUGCGCCCUUGUAUCGCCCAGCCACGUCUACUUUGCCAACUGUGGUGACUCGCGUGCUCUGCUGUGUCGCAAUGGCCAGCCAGCCUUUACGACGCGCGACCACAAGCCCAUCAACCCUGGUGAAAAGGAGCGCAUCCAGCGGGCUGGCGGGUCGGUUAUGAUCCAGCGGGUCAACGGCUCGCUGGCGGUCUCGCGAGCCUUGGGAGACUUUGAGUACAAACAGGUGGCCGGAAGGGGCCCGUGCGAACAGUUGGUGUCUCCCGAGCCCGAAGUAACGGUGCAGGCGCGGGACCCAUCGUCGGAUGAGUUCCUGGUGCUUGCGUGUGAUGGCAUCUGGGACGUGAUGAGCAACGAGGAGCUCUGCCAGUUUGUUCAUCAUCAGCUCUGCAUCUCGCACAACCUCGAAGAGCUCUGCGCUGCCGUCAUCGACAUUUGCCUCUACCGGGGAAGCAAGGACAACAUGAGCAUUGUCCUUGUGCUGUUCCCCGGUGCACCAUCGGUGAGCGAUGAAGCGCUGCAGCACGAUCGUGAGCUCAAUCAGCUCAUUGAGAAAAGGAUCACAGAAAUAAUUUCGGAGUGCUCCGACGCGGAGCUGAACAACAUUAUCCAGACGUUGGCGGAGGAGGAACUACCUGGCCUUCCGCCCGGUGGAGGAAUUCUCGCCAAGAGGAGUUUCAUCGAGGAAGUGUACAGCAAGUUAAAACCCCCGUCCACGUCACCAGAGUCGGUAAAGAGCCACUCGCACGAUUGUGAACAAGCAGAGGAAGCGGCGAGCCACUGAGUGGGAACGGAUGCUUUCAGUCGUUGGUGACACGAAACGGAGCACCGCUAUGAAGCGUCCUCCUUCACAUCCACUUUUGUUUUUCGUUUCCCCAUGAAACCGCGACCAGGGAUCGCAAAGACUGCCUAGCAGCAAUGGUAGCCGUACCCAAAAAACCACCAGCGAAAAUGGCAAAAUGGCUGCCAGCAACAAAUCGAAGGAAAUCGGGAACAGUGCCGGUAUAUUCGAUUGGCCGCAGACUCGUUGAUUACCUGUCUACAGGCUGCGAUGGCAUUCAGCUCUCGCGGAGUCGUUGCGGAAAAGGUAACGCCACCCAACUGACUGACUGGCCGGUGACGACUCGCGUAGUGUGUGCGUGUGUGUGGCAGAUGUUGAAGCAUCGGCUUCGCCCCCCUGCCUUUUUCUUCCUUACUUUUGUGUAGUCUACUGUAUUUAGGUUGUUCUUUUCCUGCUCUCCUCGAUUUCCUUCUGGAGCGAAGAAACUUUAGUUCGUUUUUUCCGGGAAAUACAAACAUGCAGACUGCACAUUCACUCAUUCAUUCUCACACUCACUCAAUCACCCCCCUUCACAAGCGACUUGUAGACUAAUACAGGCGCGCACACGAGAGAACAGAGGAAAAAAAAACAUUAUUUAAAUAUUGAAGAGCCAAGUUGGUUCGUCUUAGCGCUACACAUCUCUAUCUUACUCCUUUUUUUUUUUUCUUUUGAUUUCUCUUCUAGCAUUACGACGUUGUCUGUUGCCCGCUCACGCAUCUCCCAACCCACUGGCUUCUCGUUUGCCCCUUAGCGUAUGCCAUUGUAACUUUCACAUCAUCUCCCCCCCCCCCCCCCCCAGUGUUGUACAAUGACUGUUGUUAACAAUUGCCAUUACAGUGAAUAUAAUUAUUGUCAUCGUCGUCGGAAUCGUGAACGAGGGCCGUGGUGACUCAUUUUUCCCCUACUUUCCUCAAACACUCCCUUAAUAAACGUGCAGCAGAGACACUGAAGAAUAAUGACGACGUGCGUGAUUCUGUGUGUGUGUUUGUUGUGUACCAGAGUGCACUUGCUGCGCGCAAUUGGUAAUCGAAGAGCAAACCAAACAUAGGGGCCGAAACCUGUCUUUACCAUUUCAGUGUGUGCGCGUUUUUUUUUUCUUUUCAUAGCUUUCUUUGAGCAGUGAUUUUACGCCUUCCCCACCUUUUUCCUUCGUGUCAAUAUUGCCCUCUUCUUCUCCCGCCUCCUCAUUCUCUUUUUUUUUCCAUCUUAAGGAUUUCGAUGCUGUUAGGUUUUUCUCAGCGUUGACGGGUAUUUCGCCACGGCUCGGCAGGAGACAAGCACAUGGACAAUAAUAAAAGAAUAAAAAACUCGAAA
This is a messenger RNA of Rhipicephalus microplus (southern cattle tick), 3327 nucleotides long. It is a transcript of the gene alph, whose product is annotated as protein phosphatase alphabet. Gene Ontology annotation, molecular function: manganese ion binding; protein serine/threonine phosphatase activity; magnesium ion binding. The record is from RefSeq and is a predicted model, not a curated record. Gene Ontology annotation, biological process: protein dephosphorylation. NCBI's taxonomy places the organism in Eukaryota, Metazoa, Arthropoda, Arachnida, Ixodida, Ixodidae.